Daphnia carinata is the source of this 2135-nucleotide messenger RNA. RefSeq names its product transmembrane protein 184C-like. The record is from RefSeq and is a predicted model, not a curated record. Bases 237 to 1658 code for a protein of 473 amino acids. Gene Ontology annotation, biological process: transport. The transcript is spliced from 9 exons. Gene Ontology annotation, molecular function: transporter activity. NCBI's taxonomy places the organism in Eukaryota, Metazoa, Arthropoda, Branchiopoda, Diplostraca, Daphniidae.
CUAGCAAGUGGCAUGUCGAUCUUUGUCUUUCCCCGAUUCCUUCAGUGUUUAAUCUUGGCUCGUGACGAUACAAAAUGUAUCUUCAUUGACGUGUGAAAUUGUGGCGCAACUUUAUAAUAGGCUGCGUAAUUGAAACACUGCAAUGAUAGAUUGGAAAAUAGAAAGUAACUAGAGUAAUCGACAAUAGUAGAGUAAUUCAGCAUAUAUUUUACCGAAGUUUAAGUUACGAAACAAAAAUGACGGAUGACGAAUUAAAUUCCCCUUCAUGUGGUGUUAUUGGAAAAUGUUGCUCUCGAUGGCGGCUUUGGAUUCGACCAGUUGUUAUGUGUUUGUACUUUAUCAUCAUUGUUAUAUUCCUUCCUCUUCUCGUUUUAAUGUUAUGGAAGAGCAACGAGUACAGCAUCAGGUUCGAAGUAUGGCUUGUUGGUGGGUUAUUUACUUUAUUGGCAGUUCCCAUCAGCUUGUGGGAUAUAACACAGCAUUUAGUUCACUAUAACAAGCCACACAUGCAAAAGUACAUCGUAAGAAUUUUAUGGAUGGUGCCUAUUUAUGCGUUAAAUGCUUGGGUUGGAUUGUCAUUUCCUGCUUAUGCCAUUUACUUGGACACAUGCAGAGAAUGUUAUGAAGCUUAUGUGAUUUACAAUUUCAUGAUGUUUCUUCUGACAUACCUUAAACAAGAGGUACAUGAAGAAGCUGAAUUGCGAAACACCAAGACACACAUUCAUCACAUCUUUCCUUUGUGUUGUCUGAAACCAUGGCCUAUUGGAAGUGAGCUGAUUCAUAGAUGUAAACAUGGAAUUCUUCAGUAUACUAUUGUCCGUCCUUGCUCUGCAUUGAUUUCCGUGAUAUGCGAAAUUACAGGCGUUUACGGCGAGGGAAAAUUUCACACCAAUUUGGCUUAUCCUUAUAUGAUAGCUAUCAACAACCUUUCCCAGUUUAUCGCCAUGUACCAUCUGGUUCUCUUUUAUCGGGCAUAUCGAGAAGCCUUACAGCCAAUGAAUCCUAUCGGAAAGUUCUUAUGCAUCAAAGCUGUCGUCUUCUUCUCGUUCUUUCAAGGGGUCAUAAUUGCAGUCCUAGUUUUUACUGGAGUCAUUACAUCCUGGUUUUCACCCACCGACGUUGAACAUGCUCCACAAGGAAUCCAGAACUUCCUCAUCUGCAUCGAGAUGUUCUUGGCAUCUGUGGCACACCAUUUUUCCUUUUCAUACAAACCCUAUGUUGAUCUAACCCAGGAUCAACAUGGAUGUUGCUUUGCCUUCGUUCACAUGUGGGACGUGUCGGACGUACGCCGUGACGUUGCCGAACACAUUCAUGUUAUUCGCGCGACUGUCCGGCGGCGUGUUGCCGGUAGGCCACAUCGACAUGCUGCUAAGGAUGAGGAGAAGAGGGCCCUGCUAGUCCCCGUCGCUUCGCAGAACAACUUAAUGCAUUCCCCAGUGGCACCCAACGGCGGCUACCAGACCAUGUCGGACAGCACCUACAGCGACAGUGAACACGAAGGUAUCAAUGCUGGAAUAAGAGCCCUCACACGCUCUGCAGUACCGACCAGCACCGAACGAAUCACAGUCCAAGUGGAUGUGGAGCGCUCGGUUGAUAUCGUCGCAGAUUUCGUCCACCUCGAUGAUGACCAUCCUCGAGAUGGUCAAUCGAUGGCAUAAUGCAAUGCAUUUUUUUUUUCUCCCGUUAAACAAAUUGCCCAGCUUGCAUGUACAUUUUGAUGAAGCAUUUCGAAACUUGUCAUUUAUCGCUGUAUGCAUUUAAUUUUCUCCCGGGAAAAAAAAACAAACGCUGUGCCUUCAUCGUAUCACGCCAGCCAUCACGGUCGUUUGCUGCCGUACUAUGUCGAGGUUGUUUUUUUUUUUUAUCUAGUCAAGUUCGCUAUACGACGCAAACGAUUCAGAACGCGAUGGAUGUGUAACAAUGCCACGAUUGAAUCAAUGUCAUGUACGAUAAUUCCUUCCUACUGUUCCUUUGACUUUGAUUGCGCAUUGUUUCAAGGAGAUAAUGAAAAGAGAAAGAGAGAGAGCCAGAAAGCGAAUGCACUACUGUAAAAUUACGCUAAAUUGCCUUGAAGGAUUCGCGUGCACUUCGUACAUUUUCUUGAAACGAUUACUUAUUACAUUUACAUAUAUAAU